AUGACAACGUUAACAGUACAGUUACGUGCCUUACUUAAUCAAGUAUGUGAGCAGAGAGUAUCAACUUCAACAGGAUCAGCUAUAAAUUUGCAAGAAACUUUGAAUGAUAAAAAAGAAUUGGUUGCUAAAUUAUUAGAUAACCCACCUAAAAUAAAUGAGCAUCGUAAUUCGAUCAAAGCAGGCAAAGCUUUUAUUAAUGGGAAGGAGUUCAAGAUUAAUGAAGACUUUAUUAAAGAAGCAAUUUUUUUAUCUGAUCAAUUAAAUAUUGAAGAGUAUGAAGCUUCUCGAUUACUACUUGAAGGUAUUAGCCGAGCUUCUACCAUGAAUUUAGCAGUUUUAGAUGCUGCUGUUUAUUUAUAUCAUGAAGAAAGAGGUUAUAUCUUAUCCAUUUUGAAUAUCAUUCUGGAGAGUGCAAAGGACCAAAAACUUGAUCCUAAAAUACAAUCUGUCUUCACCCAGUUUAUGGCUAAUAUUAUCAAGGAACAACCUUCAUCAAACUCCUUUGUUUCGAAAAUAUUAAAAUCAAUUAAGGAUAUAGCUGGAAUGAUUAGUUCUCUUUCAAAAACAGGCUCUUUGCCAGUAACUCCAUCUAGCACGAAUACAACAGCAAACUCAAGUCAACAGCAGCAACAGACAACUUCACUAUUUCAAAGCUUCCAAAAACCACAACUACAGCAACAACAGCAACAACAGCAGCAAACUAGCUUGCCCAACAAUGAACCAAAACUUGAUUCAAGAACAACUACUCUACGUAUUGAUCGUUUGAUUGAUGAACGUAUUCAUUUAGUUCAGAUAUUAUAUCAUGUUGUAUCACUAUACUUUUUGCCUGAAGAUGACUUGAUUAGUCUUUUAAAGCAUAUACAAUCAAUUAACCUUUCUGAUGCUACUUGCCCCUAUUUAUUGACUGCCCUUUUGGCUGCUCUUUCUGUAAAAUCAAAAGAACUUCCAGAGAACAAUUUCACAAAAAAUGAAGCAUAUCUUAAAAAAAUAAAUGAACAAAUUCUUAACAAGUCUUGGAAAGUGAACAGUUUACAAGUCUCUGCUCAAAUUCAAUGGGCACUUUCUAUAUCUAUUCUUACUAAAAUUAAUUCAUCAACUAAAAUAACUGUCCCAUUAGAACAAAGCGCCAUAAUUAAUGUUGUUGAAUCAGUCAUGAAGCAGGGUGUUUUUGGAUUUAUGAAUAGCUAUCUUUUGUAUUUUAAACAAACUAAUAUGGACAAAGAUAAAAAACCUACAAUCCAAAAUGCAGAUAUUGAUGACUCAGCUAUGGCCAUUGAUGGUUUGAUUGUUGAUCCAAAUGAUUAUACAAAGUUUGAUGUAGGAAUUUACUCUGAUUUUCAAAAAUAUGUAAUCUACGAGUUGGAGAAUUUGGCUGAAUUAUUUAUCUUUAACAUGUCAAAUGUAUUUAGCAAUCUCAAAAACUUGACUUCAGAUGAAUUAGCUCAAGUAUCAGGAGUGGUUGAUGGAAGCCAUCGAAACGGUUUAGAGCAGUUCUUAACAUUACUUGCUAGCAUUUAUAGGAACCGUUUAAAUAGCGGCUUAAAAUAUUGGGAUCACAGUAACUCAUUGUCUACUUUUGUUGCAUGGCUAUUGGACUUUAAAUUACCUUAUGCUCUUGCAGCUACAUUUGAUUUUUUAGGCUCUAUUUCCACAGGUGAAAAGUGUGCCCUUUAUGCUCACAAUACUUUGAAGAUAGGUAUUUCAGUAUUAGAUAUAUCUUCUAGUCACUUGUUCUCUUGGGGUAAGCUUUUUUCAGCUCUUCAAAUUUAUAGCCAACAAUAUGCAAAAAGAUUACCUGAAGAAGAACCCCCCACGAUACCUCCUUCUGAGGAAGAAGCAUUAUGUAAAUUUUUAUAUCUUUGUCAACAGGUUGUUCAGUACUCUCAGGAAGCUCGAACAGCUAUUUGGUCUGAUCCUGUACUUCGUGCACAUGAUUCUAUUGUUAGUAUGAUUAGUUGCCCUACUUCAAGUCGUUUCCGUUCAGCACUCUAUAAUCUUUUGGCUGCAUUCUGUUCAAAUUGGGGUGGAGGUAUAAAUCAUAUUGGUGAAAAGAUUAGUUUAGAAGUAUGGAACACGUUAGAAAAUUCGGAUAUGGUUAUUGUUAACAAAAUAAUGACCCAAGCACUUCCUGCAGCAACAGAAUCAACAUCAAAUACGCCUUUCCAUAAUGUUCUUUUUGGUAAUUCUACUAUGUCUAAUUAUGGUCAGCAACUGCCAGUUCAACCAUCUGCUGAAAAUCCAGAUUCUGUCGAAAAGUCUGUAAAGAAAAUCUCCUCUAGCUAUUUGCCAGAACAGCCAGGCGGUUUUCUUCGUGAAUUUCAAGAUGAAAAGAACAGAAAAUUAUAUACAGAAACACUCUCGUUCUUGAAUUUAAUGGCUUCACUCAUUCAUACUCAAAGUAAAAGAGAUCAACUUGUUACUGGUUUUGCUGUGACAUCAUCAUCUAUACCUUUCUGCUUAGGUGGUGCUUAUCGUUCACCUGGUACUGCUCCUUAUAUUUCACUUGUUGUUGAUCACAUCUUCCUUAACUUGAAAAAUUUACAAUAUAUUCAUCCCGAGACAAGAUGGCAAUUAACUGAAGUUUGUUUAAAAGUCAUUGAAAACAGUAUUAUGGCAUUAAAUUUUGAACCUAUCUACAGUUUUGUUAAGAAUCUUUCUCAGACUGAAAUGAAUUUAAUUGCCAAUUACACACAAAAUUUGAAAAAUAGUACUACAGUUACUGCUGACGAAUCUUUAUCUUCUAGUAAGACCAUCUAUGAAGAUUUUCAAAACUCUUUACUGUCUUGUGUUAGUCAUCCAGGUUACGAUAUUCUCGUUCGUAUCCUUUCAGGAGGUGCUUUAGUUCAAGAACUUUUCAAGAUAAUCUUAAUGGUGAAAGAGAAUACCUUUGGAAGUGAUAAAUCAAAGACAGGCAAGGAUAUAUAUUUCAAAAAAUCUAUUGUACGCUGUUUGCGUAUAUUCAAUCGAGUGUUCAAUAUUCAAAACAUGUUUGUAAAUUUCUUUAUUCCUCAAUUGGAGCAAACAUAUACUAUCUUGCCAAUGGGUGAAUUCAAGCUUGGUAACUACACUUUCCCGCUACCACCUCCUACAUUACGUUCUCUUAGUUCACUCAUGUUGUACAACACAGAGGUUAUUGUUCAGAUCGCUUCCAUGGUUAAUCAUGAAGAUUUUGAAAAUAUAUGCCAUCUUUGUAUAUCUAUCCUUUCCGCUUUAGCAUCUGACCCUAAAGGUAAUGAUUUAAUAGAUGAAGUCAAAUUUCCUCAUCACCUCAAGCAACCUAUGGGCGGUAUUGGGUCGCAACUAUCUGGUAUUUUGUUUUCUAGUGAUCGUGCAACUGAACUUAUUCAGGGCUUUGCUGAUCAACUUGAAAUCGAGACAGCUGAAAUAACUACUUAUGACGAUUAUGAAUAUAACAUAAACGUAAUUCCAUUUUGGCUUGCUGAAAAGACAUUGAGCAAUAUCCAUCGUUACAACGAUUAUGAAGAAUAUCAAUACCCUUCUUCCAUUCGUAUUAAUCUUUUGGAUUUACUGCUCAAAAGUGUAAAUCAAGAGACACCUUCACCUACUAUUGCUGAAUUUUUGUUAGGCUAUGAUCUUAAGGAUGUCGAGCUAAAAGGUUUUUAUCAGAAGUCACUAACUACAUAUAAACAAUCUAGAUUAGCAUGUUUCACUGCGCUUUUAUCUAUGAUGUCUAAAGGCAUAAAUGACGAUGACGAACAACCUUUAAUUGCCACACAUCCAGUUUUGGCUGAAAAAUGUUAUCAAUUAAUUUAUAAACUAUGUGUUCGCGAACCUACUUCAGCAGUGACUUUGAAUUAUCUUCAUAGUAGCAAUAAUUUCUUACUUGAACAGUUUAAACUGAUUUCCAGUCGCUUCGAACGUUCACUUACGGUUACAGAGCCUUGCUUUGAGGGUAUCUUGAUUUGUGCUGAUAAAACACAAAUCAAAACUGAUUAUUUGACUUUGGUUAGCGUUUUGCAUCAACGUGCAUGGUUAAUAGAAUUGAUUGCUUUGGAAUUGCAUUUAUCAGCACAAGCCUUCGAUAAAUUAGGAUCUAAUCAUUUACUUCGUGCAUUAUAUGGCGGAAAUGAUUCAACUGAAUUCCUUGUUGAAAAAUUCGAAAGUCUUCAUGUAGAACCCAAUGACAAUUACCAUCAACCUAUAUGGAACAUUUUGGAAAUUAUCAAUUCAUUGGAUUUUAUUUGGGUAGAUGGAUUAGAUGCUGCUGAAGAAGAUGCAAAAAACCUAACAUAUUUUAAAGAUUUUGAUGCCAAAAAAUAUGUAAUUAAGAAAGAUGGACAUGAACUUUACGAUAUUCGCACUAUUUAUAGAAUCCUUCGUCAAUAUCAAAUUUCGAACAAGAAGAUUGCAAAUAUGUCAGACCAAGAUUAUACAGCAUUGGAAAUAGAAAUGGGAUAUCUGUUGAAAAAAUUAAUGGCAGAAAACCGACAUCGUGAGAUUGCGAAUGGUCGCUUGCACUGUCUUCGUGCAUGGAAAAAAGUGGUUGAGGUUACAUUGACAGAUUGUUUCGAUGCGUUUUCUUUUGAAUCUCGUGAACGUAUCAUUUAUGAUUUACUUACCGUCUUGCUACCUAAGCUAGAUAGCGAUGCAUGCAUCGAUAAUAAUAUCCUAAAGGGAUUAAGUGAUAUGAUCCUGAGCCUUUUAACAAGAUUAAAAGAAGACAAGUCCCGUCAAGCUAUUCUUCACGUUUCACCUAAAGAACGAACAACAACAAGACGUAUUGGAUUACCUGAUGACAAACUUUAUGUUAUCAUUAGUCUAAUUAUCGAAUGUAUUCGUAAAAAGAACUCCAUUAUUCAAGUACGUAGCAUUAUGUAUACAGCGCUUGUUAGUCUACUACAGUAUAUUGUGCCUUAUGAUGAAAAAAAUGAAGAAGAUUAUUUAAAUGAUCGCAUUCGUUCAAGAAUUAUUGAUAUUAUUUACGGUAGUGCUUUGAAUAUUAUUUGUGACGAUGCUUGUCAUUCAGUCAAUGAGUAUAAGGCCUCUGCCUUUGCUCUUUUAGAAGCGCUCUAUAAUUUAUUUUAUCAAAGCAAGGACACAAGCAUGCACACACAUUUAGUCAAGAAUAAUUUCUUAAAAUAUAUAAUUGAUAUGACAGAACGUUCAGACGCUGAUCUUUUAUAUAUUCUUAGAAAUCGUGAUGGUAAAUAA
Messenger RNA from Cokeromyces recurvatus, 5172 nucleotides. RefSeq names its product nucleoporin Nup186/Nup192/Nup205. The coding region runs from base 1 to 5172 and encodes 1723 amino acids. Gene Ontology annotation, cellular component: nuclear pore inner ring; nuclear pore. The transcript has 2 exons. Gene Ontology annotation, molecular function: structural constituent of nuclear pore. Gene Ontology annotation, biological process: nuclear pore organization. The record is from RefSeq and is a predicted model, not a curated record. NCBI's taxonomy places the organism in Eukaryota, Fungi, Mucoromycota, Mucoromycetes, Mucorales, Mucoraceae.